GGGACAUGUCACUGGGGAGUUCCCCCAUGUUGGGGGUACGCCCUGUGCCCCGGCCCCUCUGGUUGUCCCACCUCGGCCUGCUGUGCUUCAGCGUGUCAUUGUUUGCCCAGGCUCCCCAGGGUUUGCCUGCGGUGCCCUACAACACCGACUCCAAGAGAGAGAUCACCCUGGAAGGAGAUCUGAUGAUUGGCGGCCUGUUCCCUGUGCACCAAAAGGGCGAGGGGGUAGAAGACUGUGGGAAGAUCAAUUCACAGAGAGGGAUCCAGAGACUGGAGGCCAUGCUGCUGGCAUUAGAUGAAAUCAACAAGGAUGAGCGAAUCCUUCCUGGGAUCAGACUGGGAGCCCACAUUCUAGACACUUGCUCUAAAGACACAUACGCUUUGGAGCAGUCUCUAGAGUUUGUCAGGGCCUCCCUCACUAAAGUGGAUGACAGUGAGUACACAUGCCCCGAUGGUUCCUACGCCAUUCACGACGACGUCCCACUGGCUAUCUCUGGGGUCAUAGGAGGCUCUUAUAGUGAUGUCUCCAUUCAGGUGGCGAACCUGCUGCGGCUUUUCCAAAUCCCUCAGAUCAGCUAUGCUUCCACGAGUGCCAAGCUAAGUGACAAGACUCGAUAUGACUACUUCGCCCGCACCGUGCCCCCCGACUUCUACCAGGCCAAGGCCAUGGCAGAGAUCCUGCGCUACUUCAACUGGACAUACGUAUCAACAGUGGCCUCAGAAGGUGACUAUGGUGAGACUGGUAUAGAUGCCUUCCAACAAGAGGCUCGGGCCCGACAGAUCUGCAUUGCCACUUCAGCCAAGGUGAGCCGUUCAAUGAGCCGCUGGAGUUAUGAGAAUGUAAUCCGCUCCCUUCAGCAAAAGUCCAACGCUAAGGUGGUCAUCCUGUUCACACGCAGCGAAGAUGCCCGUGAGCUGCUGGUGGCAGCCAAUCGCAUGAAUGUCACCUUCACCUGGGUGGCCAGUGAUGGCUGGGGGGCACAGGAGAGUGUGGUGAGGGGAAGUGAAGCUGUGGCAGAUGGAGCUUUCACCAUUGAACUUGCUUCCUAUCAGAUCACUCACUUUAAUGAAUACUUCACUGCUCUGCAUCCGUAUAACAACACCAGGGAUCCGUGGUUCAGGGAAUUUUGGGAAAACCAGUUCCAGUGCAGUCUCCACGACCUCGGCUGUGGGAAACACUCUCUUCGUGAAGUUCCAUUUCAACCAGAAUCGAAGAUCAUGUUUGUGAUGAAUGCUGUCUACGCGAUGGCUACUGCCUUACACAACAUGAGGCAAGCGUUGUGCCCCAACUCCACCAAGGUGUGUGACGCUCUUAAACCUGGCAAUGGACGGAAGUUUUACAGGGAUUACAUCCUUAAGGUCAAGUUUGAUGCACCGUUUCGACCCCCUGACACAGAGAAUGUAAUUUGUUUUGAUGCCUUUGGAGACAGCGUCGGCCGUUACAAUAUUUUCCACUACCACAAAGAAGGCGGACGAUAUGUCUACCGUAGUGUCGGCUACUGGGCUCAAAGCCUGACCCUGAACACCAGCCUGAUCCCCUGGGCUGGACAAGUUGUGCCUCCCUCCCAGUGUAGUGACCCUUGCAGGAAGAAUGAGGUGAAGAGUAUGCAGCCAGGCGAUGUGUGCUGCUGGAUUUGUAUUCCGUGCCAGUCCUACCAGUACUUGCAAGAUGAGUUCACCUGUGCUGACUGCAGCUUUGGACAGUGGCCUUUAGCAAAUCUCACAGGCUGUUACGACUUGCCUGAGGAGUACAUCCAUUGGGAAGAUGCCUGGGCCAUUGGACCUGUCACCAUUUCCUGCCUAGGGAUGAUGAGUACACUGUUCGUCAUCGGCCUCUUCCUUAAACACAAUGAGACACCUGUGGUGAAGGCCAGUGGACGUGAGCUCUCCUACAUUCUUUUGCUGGGAGUGCUGAUGUGUUACAGCAUGACAUUUAUCUACAUUGCCAAGCCGUCCACCGCAGUAUGUACACUGCGCCGGUUAGGCUUAGGCACCUCGUUUGCUGUAUGCUACUCAGCCCUCCUGACCAAGACCAACCGUAUAGCUCGGAUUUUCAGUGGUGUGAAGGAUGGAGCUCAGAGGCCUCGGUUUAUCAGUCCAGCCUCCCAGGUUGCCAUUUGUGGUGCUCUGAUCUCCUGCCAGCUGGUAGUGGUGGUGGUCUGGUUGUUGGUAGAGACUCCAGGUGUGAGAAAAGAAGUGAGUCCGGAGAAGAGAGACGUGGUCACCCUCAAGUGUAACAGCAAGGACUCCAGCAUGCUCAUGUCUCUGACCUACAACUGCAUACUCAUUAUCCUUUGCACAGUCUACGCCUUUAAGACCCGCAAAUGCCCAGAGAACUUCAACGAGGCCAAGUUCAUUGGGUUUACGAUGUACACCACCUGCAUCAUCUGGCUGGCUUUCCAACCCAUUUUCUAUGUUACUGCCAGUGACUACAGGGUGCAGACUACCACUAUGUGCAUCUCUGUCAGUCUCAGCGGGUCAGUGGUGCUGGGGUGUCUCUUUGCUCCAAAAAUCCACAUCAUUCUGUUCCAGCCACAGAAGAAUGUCUGCACCCUCAGAGUGGCCACCACCCGCUUCAGCGUCAACACCGGCCCAGCCUCCAGUUUUUCUCAAGCAUCAGCCUCCAAUGUUGUUCCAACAGUUUGUAACGGACGAGAGGUGGUGGACUCCACAACAUCCUCCUUGUGA
This is a messenger RNA of Nematolebias whitei (Rio pearlfish), 2687 nucleotides long. RefSeq names its product glutamate receptor, metabotropic 2a (gene grm2a). Lineage: Eukaryota; Metazoa; Chordata; Actinopteri; Cyprinodontiformes; Rivulidae. Gene Ontology annotation, biological process: regulation of synaptic transmission, glutamatergic; G protein-coupled glutamate receptor signaling pathway. Bases 6 to 2687 code for a protein of 893 amino acids. The transcript is spliced from 5 exons. The record is from RefSeq and is a predicted model, not a curated record. Gene Ontology annotation, molecular function: group II metabotropic glutamate receptor activity. Gene Ontology annotation, cellular component: membrane.